Molecule: messenger RNA, 1029 nt
Organism: Lathyrus oleraceus (garden pea)
Lineage: Eukaryota; Viridiplantae; Streptophyta; Magnoliopsida; Fabales; Fabaceae
Product: alpha carbonic anhydrase 4
Exons: 7
Coding region: 39-848 (269 amino acids)
Biological process (GO): one-carbon metabolic process
Molecular function (GO): carbonate dehydratase activity; zinc ion binding
Source: RefSeq, a predicted model, not a curated record
UUCAUCCAUAUCUUCCUCCCCUUUUACUUGAAAUCAAGAUGAGACCCCUUUCAAAUCUUCUAAUACUAGUAACUAUCCUUCUCCUUUCAACAAAAUGGACCAUAGCAGAAGAAGUUGCCGAUGAGCAUCCAUUUGAUUACGUAGAAGGGAGCAAAAAGGGUCCUCCAUUUUGGGGAGAAUUGAACAAGGAUUGGGCAGCAUGUAAGAUUGGAAAAAUGCAAUCUCCAAUUGAUUUGUCAAGUGACAGAGUGAGGGUAGUUCCAGAGUCAGGAAUAUUAAAGAGGAAUUAUAAGCCUCAGAAUGCUACUCUCAGAAAUAGAGGUCAUGAUAUUCAGAUAAAAUGGGUGGCAGACGCAGGAUCAAUAGUUAUUGAUGGAAUAGAUUUUUUCCUACAUCAAGCCCACUGGCAUUCACCUGCUGAACAUACCAUCAAUGGAACCAAAUAUGAUGCGGAGCUACACAUGGUACAUGAAAGUGCAAUGAUAAAUGGGAAAAUCCAGAUUGUUGUUAUAGGAGUUCUAUAUCAGUUUGGUCCACCAGAUCCUCUUCUCGAAAAGUUGUCAAAACACAUACAAUCCAUGGUGAAUACUGAAGCAGAAAUGCCUAUGGGAGUGAUUAAUCCCUCCGAAUUCCCUUAUCGUGGAAAUAAAUAUUACAGAUACACUGGCUCUCUCACGGUUCCUCCUUGCACUGAAGGUGUCAUUUGGAUUAUGAAUCAAGAGAUAGGACAUGUGAGUAAAGAACAGGUGGCAUUACUUAGGGAUGCUGUUCAUGAUUAUGCAACGAUGAAUAAUAGACCUUUGCAACUCCACAAUGGAAGAUUCGUAGAUUUCUAUGACCCAAAAUGAUGCCAUGAACAAUAUAGUAACAUUUCUAGCAUUUUGUUAUGUUAGAUUUCACUUUUUUUUAAUUCAUAUUUUAUAGUAACUUAUAUUUGGCAGUACCAAUCAUUGUAGCUUACAGUGUAUAAGCUCAAAUUAAUAAAAAAAUUGUUUCGUGACUGUUUUUCUGUCACGGGAUUAUAGCUUU